GUGCAUGUGUUUUUGCGUGUGUUGUGUGUGUGUGUGUUGUAUAAAUGAGUUGUGUGAGUGUACGAACAAAAAAAAACAUUUCCUUUUUCCUUUCUGUUUGAUUGGUGUGUGUGUGUGUGACUUGUUUCUUUUUUUUGGUCAAUUUUUUUUUGUUUAUGAAUUUAAUCAAACAACCAGUACUUUGGGCAGCUAGGUCCAUAUUUCGUAAUCGUUUUCAUAGUGAGACAAUUUCUGAACAACACGCUACAAUGGAUGUUCAUGUCGUAUCGGCAUUAGUGGACAAUUAUAUGUAUCUGAUUGUUGAUAAACAAAGUGGUGAUGCUGCAGUUGUUGAUCCAGUUGAACCGGAGAAAGUUAUGGAUUUAAUACAAUCAAUUGAUAAUAGUAAUCGAAUUAAUAUUCGUACCAUACUUGCUACACACCAUCAUUGGGAUCAUUCAGGUGGUAAUCAUAAAAUGUUACAAUUAAUUCCUGGAUCAUCCGAAAUAUCUGUUGUUGGCGGUGAUGAUCGUAUAGAUGCUAUUAAUCAUCGGGUAAAAAAUGGUGAUAAAUUAUCAUUAGGUCGCUUGUGUAUUGAAUGUCUUCAUACACCAUGUCAUACAAGUGGUCAUGUUUGUUAUAAAGUUUCGUGUGAUAAUGAAAUUUCCAUUUUUACUGGCGAUACACUAUUCGUUGGUGGUUGUGGUAAAUUUUUCGAAGGAACCGCUCAACAAAUGUAUGAUGCAUUGAUUAAAACGCUUGGUUCAUUACCCGAUCAUUCGAAAAUAUAUUGUGGCCAUGAAUAUACACUAAGUAAUCUGAAAUUUGCUAAACACGUUGAACCGAACAAUGGUGAUAUUGAUGAAAAAAUUCGUUUCGCUGAAGAAUGUCGCCAUCAAAAACGGCCAACAAUACCAUCGACAAUUGGUGAUGAACGACGAUAUAAUCCAUUUAUGCGUGUUGAAUCCACAUCUGUGCAACAACAUGUCAAAAAAGAUGAUCCAAUCAAAGUGAUGGCCGCAUUACGUGAAGAAAAAAAUAAUUUUAAAACAAAAUAAGCAUAAUAAUAAUGAAAUGAUGAUGAUGAUUUGA
Dermatophagoides farinae (American house dust mite) is the source of this 1071-nucleotide messenger RNA. It is a transcript of the gene tzn, whose product is annotated as hydroxyacylglutathione hydrolase tenzing norgay. NCBI's taxonomy places the organism in Eukaryota, Metazoa, Arthropoda, Arachnida, Sarcoptiformes, Pyroglyphidae. Gene Ontology annotation, molecular function: hydroxyacylglutathione hydrolase activity. The record is from RefSeq and is a predicted model, not a curated record.